UCAAGUUGGAGAGAGAGAGAUGUCAUUGAGUGGUAAAAGAGUUGUUCAGGUUGAGAUCAAGUCGAGGGGUGAUGUUUUUCACGAGUUAUGGAAGUCCAACCCACACCAAAUUCCGAGCUUGACCCCCACCAACAUCCAAAACUGUCAAACCCAUGACGGUGAAGUUGGAUCCGUGGGCUCAGUUCUCUUCUGGAACUAUUCUCUUGAUGGAAAAGACUGUGUUGUAAAAACCCUAGUCAAGGACAUCAAUGAAGCCAAAAAGUCGGUCACCUUUGAGGUAAUUGAAGGCGAUCUUCUGGAACAAUAUAAGACCUUUGUUUUGCACAUUCAUGUAGACAAACAUGGCGUAAACAACCUCGUCACAUGGACCGUUGAGUACGAGAAGCUGAACCCUAAUGUUCCUGAUCCGGACUCACUUAUGGAAUUCUAUAAGAAGGUGGCCAAAGACAUAGAAACUCACCAUCUCAAGAACUAAAUGAAGAAGAAAGUAUCAAGUCAUAUUCGUCACCAAUAUAGGUGACUCUAAAUAAAUGAAUUUGGCUGUGUUUGACUGUUUGAGAUUUCCCAUCUUGUGUAUGUUAUGUUUGCUGGUUGCUUCUAUUUGUAAAAAUUCAUGUUGUUUUAAUCGUAAUAUUAAUAUAGAAACCCCUCUUUUGUA
This is a messenger RNA of Helianthus annuus (common sunflower), 658 nucleotides long. RefSeq names its product kirola. Gene Ontology annotation, biological process: defense response. NCBI's taxonomy places the organism in Eukaryota, Viridiplantae, Streptophyta, Magnoliopsida, Asterales, Asteraceae. The record is from RefSeq and is a predicted model, not a curated record. The transcript is spliced from 2 exons. Bases 20 to 475 code for a protein of 151 amino acids.